GCCUGGUGGGGGCUUGGCAGAGCCCUGGUGUACCAGAAGUGCUCGGCUGGGCAUCUGCUACCGUCCGGCCUGUCGGAGACCGGCGCUCCGAAGCGCCUUAUGAAAAACACAGAUUUCCCCAAAAAAUCCCAGCCUCCCCACUCCAUUGGGACUCACUGUCUCCUCGGAGGGUGCACUAAUGUCCGUGUGGAAAGAGUAUCUGACCCCACCAGUUCCGGGCAGCACGACGGUGCUGGUGGAGCUGACCCCCGACAUCCACAUCUGCGGCAUCUGCAAGCAGCAGUUUAACAACCUGGACGCCUUCGUGGCCCACAAGCAGAGCGGCUGCCAGCUGACCGGCGCUUCUGGGACAGCCCCCAGCACGGUCCAGUUUGUAUCAGAGGAGACGGUGCCGGCCACCCAGACGCAGACCACUACCAGAACCAUCACCUCCGAGACCCAGACCAUCACAGUUUCAGCUCCAGAAUUUGUUUUUGAACAUGGGUAUCAAACCUAUCUACCCACGGAAAGCAAUGAAAACCAGACAGCUACUGUCAUUUCUCUCCCUGCCAAGUCCCGAACCAAAAAGCCGGCGACCCCACCAGCUCAGAAAAGGCUUAACUGUUGCUAUCCAGGUUGCCAGUUCAAGACUGCCUAUGGCAUGAAGGACAUGGAGCGUCAUCUGAAAAUCCACACCGGAGACAAACCCCACAAGUGUGAGAUCUGUGGCAAGUGCUUCAGCCGGAAGGAUAAGCUGAAGACUCACAUGCGGUGCCACACCGGCCAAAAGCCCUACAAGUGCAAGACGUGCGACUACGCGGCGGCCGACAGCAGCAGCCUCAACAAGCACCUGCGGAUCCACUCGGACGAGCGGCCCUUCAAGUGCCAGCUCUGCCCCUACGCCAGCCGCAACUCCAGCCAGCUCACGGUGCACCUGCGCUCCCACACCGCUUCUGAGCUAGGUGACAACAUGCCAAAACCAAGCGGCCUCUCCACGGAAGGUGGUGACACCCAGAAGUCCCCUCCCAUCGCUGUUCCCUCUGAGGCAAGGGAACCCUCGGCUACCCUUGGAGAGAGGACGUUCAACUGCUGCUACCCAGGUUGCCAGUUCAAAACUGUUCAUGGCAUGAAAGACUUGGACCGCCACCUUCGAAUCCACACGGGAGACAAACCACACAAGUGUGAGUUCUGCGACAAGUGCUUCAGCCGGAAAGACAACCUGACCAUGCACAUGCGGUGCCACACAAGUGUGAAGCCACACAAGUGUCACCUGUGUGACUAUGCUGCCGUGGACAGCAGCAGCCUCAAGAAGCACCUGCGGAUCCACUCGGACGAGCGGCCCUACAAGUGCCAGCUCUGCCCCUACGCCAGCCGCAACUCCAGCCAGCUCACGGUGCACCUGCGCUCCCACACCGGAGACACGCCCUUCCAGUGCUGGCUCUGUAGCGCCAAGUUCAAAAUCAGCUCGGACUUGAAAAGACACAUGAUCGUGCACUCGGGGGAGAAGCCUUUCAAGUGCGAGUUCUGCGACGUCCGCUGCACCAUGAAAGCGAACCUCAAGUCGCACAUCCGCAUCAAGCACACCUUCAAGUGUCUGCACUGCGCCUUCCAGGGCCGGGACCGGGCCGACCUCCUGGAGCACAGCCGGCUGCACCAGGCCGACCACCCCGAGAAGUGUCCCGAGUGCAGCUACUCCUGCUCCAGCGCGGCCGCCCUGCGCGUGCACAGCCGCGUCCACUGCAAGGACCGCCCCUUCAAGUGCGACUUCUGCAGCUUCGACACGAAGCGGCCCAGCAGCCUGGCCAAGCACAUUGACAGGAUGCACAGGGACGAGGCCAAGACGGAGAACAGGGCCCCGCAGGGCAAGGAGGCGCCCAGAGAGAGUGGCUCCCACCACGUGGCCAAGAUAGUGACCCCGAGGGCCUUCCGCUGCGAGACCUGUGGCGCCUCCUUUGUCAGGGACGACUCUCUGAGAUGCCACCGGAAGCAGCACAGCGACCAGAGUGACAACAAGAACUCGAACUUGGUCACCUUCCCUCCUGAAGGCACUGCCCCGGUGCAGCUCGGCCCCCUGGUCUCUGUGGGGCAGCUCGAGGCGCCAUUGGAGCCCAGCCAUGACCUCUAGUGUGGCCAGAGCAGGCUCUCAAGUGGGGGUCCACAGAGAGGCCAUGGAGGGAGGACUGUGGCCGUCGGGUCUGGCCCAACCUCCGCGGCCCCCAGCAGCGGUGCUCGUUGUGACCGUGGUGUGAGCACAGAGGCCAGAGCGACACUGUGGUGCUGUCUUCCCUGCAAGAAGAACCUGGCCAAGUUGUCUUGCCCAAUCAAAUGCAGGGACCACUGAGCCGCGAUCUGUCCGGGAGGGAGAGCGUCUUCGUGGCGGAGGCCACCUUUAAAAUUGAUCGCCUCUGACGGCGUUGUUUAGUUAGCCAGCACAGACAUCUGGAGCUAACCUGAGGUGGACCAUGGGAAGGGUUAAGAGGAUGGGACCUGUGGAGGGUCUGCAGUGACGGGAAAGUUCUAUUUCUUAACCUGGAUGGUGGUUAUCAGCGACACGUUUGUGUGCUUUCUUUUAUGUUUUAUAAUAAAAGG
This is a messenger RNA of Fukomys damarensis (Damara mole-rat), 2568 nucleotides long. RefSeq names its product ZFP64 zinc finger protein (gene Zfp64). The transcript is spliced from 9 exons. Gene Ontology annotation, biological process: regulation of gene expression. Bases 179 to 2104 code for a protein of 641 amino acids. Lineage: Eukaryota; Metazoa; Chordata; Mammalia; Rodentia; Bathyergidae. The record is from RefSeq and is a predicted model, not a curated record. Gene Ontology annotation, cellular component: nucleus.